CGAAAAGCGUUUUAUCGCCGCCUGCGUCAUCGUAAGCCGCUCGCUCUCUCCCUCUCUCGUUUCUGUCCCCAGCGUCGUUGCGGAGUCUCGGGAAAUUUGCAUCACGCUGCUUCGGAUAACACCCCCCUUCCCAUUGGAAACGGGCUAAGAACCCAGCGUGAGGUCGAUCCCAGCGUAUCAAACCCCUGUAUAGGAUCACCCCUGGUUGCCGUGCUUGGUGCUGUGUAGCUGACAAGGUAAGAGCAGAGAGAACGGAUCGAGACCCCUGUGUGAGUGCGUGGAUUGGAGUACAGACGUGGUCCAUUGUGUGCGGUAUAUAAGCGAAGUAAACAACCCCUUGCUUGUUUGAAGAAAGAUGCAGCGGUACCUCCGUCAACUGUGUCAGAACCCCUUGGAGUCGAAGGAGCUCAAGAGACCUUCCCUUGCUGACAACACCGAGUAUCAGUCGAGUGCUUCGACGUUGGGGACGCUGAGCUCGCCUGCUAGGGAACGAGCCGCUGGUGAAGCAGAGCUUGCUGAAGUAACAGAGGAGACUUCUGUGAUGGCUGACCAGCAGACGCUGGAGACGUACAAGACGUCCAGGAGGAUCAAGGUCAACAGACGGAUCUACAAGGGCAAGGUGAAGAGUAAGCUGGACGACGUGAAGUUUGAACAUGCCCAUAGCAUUCUGGAUGAAGUUGACACUACAAAGUCCAAGUACAAGGGCUUCUACGUGAUGAUCUGGUUCUCCAUCGCCGUGACGAACUUGGACUUCAUGGUGAACCAUCUCCUGGAGCACGGGUUGGAGAGCGAUAUCCUGGCAACAAUGGGCAAAGACCUGACCGCCGUGGCGUUGACGGACCUGGCGAUGUACCUGUCAAUGUACUUUGUUGUUGUGGUCCAGAAGGCCAUAUGCUGUGGAUGGAUCACGUGGCACGGCUCCGGCUGGCUAGUGACAAGUGCUUACGAGCUGGCGUUUACUGUGUUCUUCUUAUACCUGGCACAGUGGAAGGACUUCCCGUGGAUUGGGAAGAUCUUCCUCUUCUUGCACUCGAUGGUUCAACUGAUGAAGAUGCACUCGUACUCCUUCUACAACGGGUACUUGUGGAACAUCGUCGAGGAGCUGAACGAGUCCAGGGGCCUCCUGAAGAAGUCAGACACGCUCUCGAAGGAGGUUGUUGACCAUUUGAAUGAGUCUGUGGAGUUUUGCCAGUCUGAGCUGGCGUCUCAAUCAACCACCACGCCGUUCCCUGGGAACCUGACGUGGGGUAAUUUCUUCCAGUUCACGAUGUUCCCGACGGUUGUUUAUCAGAUUGACUAUCCGAGAACCCCAAGGAUACGUCCGCAUUACCUGUUCAAGAAACUCGCUGCUGUGUUUGGUGUCAUCAUGCUGAUGAUUGUUGUCGCGCAGACGACUUUAUAUCCAAUUGCGAUGCGUGCCAUCAGCCUCAGAUCGCUGCCCUUAGCGGAGAGAUUGUGUCAUUAUCCACUGUUAUUGCUAGAUACCAUGCCGUCGUUCUUCCUGAUCUAUAUCCUGGACUUUUAUCUCAUCUGGGACGCUAUACUGAACGCAAUUGCUGAGCUGACACGGUUUGCAGACAGAGACUUCUAUGGUGAUUGGUGGAAUUGUACCUCGUGGUAUGAAUUCUCCAAGCUUUGGAACAAGCCAGUGCACAAUUUCCUGUUACGCCAUGUCUAUCAUUCGAGUCUAAGCGCUUUCCAGCUUAACAAACAGCAGGCUACGCUGCUCACCUUUCUACUCAGCUCAGUGAUCCAUGAACUGGCGAUGUUUGUGAUAUUCCACAAACUCAGAGGUUAUCUACUCAUCUUCCAGAUGCUUCAACUGCCUCUUAUUUAUCUACACAAAUUACCAUUCAUGAAGGAUAAGGAUACCUUGAACAACGCCCUCUUCUGGGCAGGAAUAGCUACAGGGCCUUCCAUCAUGUGUACAUUAUACCUGACUUUCUGAACCAAUUUAGAUGCUAUGGCCCCGAUGUAUAAUAGUCAAUUCAAAUCAUUAUAAACCA
This is a messenger RNA of Williopsis jadinii, 2006 nucleotides long. Its product is annotated as acyl-CoA:sterol acyltransferase, isozyme of Are1p. Lineage: Eukaryota; Fungi; Ascomycota; Saccharomycetes; Phaffomycetales; Wickerhamomycetaceae. The transcript is spliced from 2 exons. Gene Ontology annotation, biological process: ergosterol metabolic process. Gene Ontology annotation, molecular function: ergosterol O-acyltransferase activity. Gene Ontology annotation, cellular component: endoplasmic reticulum membrane. Bases 356 to 1948 code for a protein of 530 amino acids. The record is from RefSeq and is a predicted model, not a curated record.